AGGACACAAAGAUGUUGGCUGUCACCUUAACGGGGCUGGUGAUACCCAUAGUUGGCCUGCCGACCCCCAUAAUGUUGGUGAUGUAGAGUAGUGAGUGGCUGUGGCUCACAUCACACCGUGUUACUCCUCAAACUAACAGAGGGAGAAGUUUACUGUAGACUCAAGACAGAUACAGUAGUGCCUUUUACAGUUGACUGUUCCAACACUGACCAAGAUGUUCUGGCCUGUGGUGUUGGGAAUUUCUUGUGUCAAGCUUCUUCUUAUUCCAGCAUACCGCUCUACGGACUUCGAGGUUCACCGUAAUUGGCUCGCCAUUACUCACAGUCUUCCGGUUGAUCAGUGGUAUUUUGAGAAGACGUCACAAUGGACUCUUGACUAUCCUCCUCUGUUUGCCUGGUUUGAGUGGCUUCUGGCAAAGGUAGCUUGGUACUUUGACCCCAAGAUGCUGGAUGUAAGGAAUCUAAACUAUGCUUCAGACAUGACAGUCCUCUUCCAGCGUCUGUCGGUGGUAGUUACAGACUUUGUGUUUGCAUACGGUUGUAAAAUAUGUUGUGAGCAGGUUGGCCGGUCUUGUGGUAGACGAGAGGAUGUGGUGUAUCCACUCUUCCUCGUUCUGUUUGGUAAUGCCGGACUCAUUCUGGUGGACCAUAUUCACUUCCAGUAUAAUGGCUUCCUGUAUGGCAUCAUGUUCCUCUCUGUGGCAAGAUUACUACAGAGAAGAGAAAUUGAGGCAGCAUUUUGGUUUUCUGUGCUAUUAAACCUGAAGCACAUUUACCUGUACAUUGCUCCAGCGUAUUUCAUAUAUUAUUUACGCUCCUACUGCCUCUCGUCCACUCCUGAAGGCCACAUAAGAUGGCAGUCUUUCUCCUUGUUUCGUUUUGUGAAGCUUGGAGUAACAGUGGUGACAGUGUUUGGCCUUUCAUUUGGACCAUUUAUCAUGAAAGGACAACUCAAUCAGGUGUUGUUCCGGCUGUUCCCAUUCAAACGUGGUCUGAGUCAUGCCUACUGGGCACCAAACUUCUGGGCGCUAUAUAACUUUGCUGAUAAAGUCUUAGAGUUUGUUGGUGGCAGAAUGGGAUGGCUGACAACAUCUGGGAGAGCUGCCAUGACAGGGGGACUUGUUCAGGAGUUUGAUCAUGCUGUUCUCCCAUCCAUAUCACCACAAAUCACCCUUAUAGCUACAUUGAUUUCAAUUGUGCCAUGCUUGGUAAAUCUGUGGAGGACCCCACACAACCCUUGGCAGUUUGUGCGUGCCCUGGUGCUGUGUGGAUUUGGUUCAUAUAUGUUUGGCUGGCAUGUUCAUGAGAAGGCCAUUUUUCUUGUAAUUUUGCCACUUGGGUUGUUGUGUAUGCAGCGUAAGGUUGAGGCUCAGGUGUUUGUUAUCAUGAGCAUAGUUGGCCACUUUUCUCUCUUUCCUCUGUUCUACACCUCCCAUGAGACACCUAUUAAGGUUUUUGCCUUCUUGUUACAUGCUGUAUAUACCACUACUGUCCUGUACAACCACUGGAUGGAAGGUAGAAUAAGUCCUCUCAUUCCACGGAUUCCUCUCUGUAGUUUGGCAGAAACUGUGUAUUUAAUUGGCCUCAUACCAGUAUUCCUUUAUGAGCAGUUAGGUCACAGUAUGUUUGGUCUGGAAGAAAAGAUGCCAUUCUUACCCCUGAUGCUCAUAUCUGUGUACUGUGGUCUGGGAGUGAUGUAUGCUUGGCUGAAAUAUUAUAAUUUUGUUUUAUUAAAUACAAGAAAGGGGAAGAAGAAAAAUCAUUGAGAACUUCAGUGUUAGGUCUGAUAAUGUUUUGGGAUUAUAAUGAAAAAUAGAUAUUUUAUUUUAGAAAACUUAAAGUAAAUAAUUAUUUGAGAGAGAAGUCAUUUAUGUUCCUGUGAUCUCUGUGUGGUCUCAGUCACUUUAAAACCAUAGACAUUUGAGUACAAACUGUAUUAUCAGGAGUUCUCCUGCAUUACCAAUAACUUUUUUCCUGCCAUGAGAGUAUGGCUGAACAAAUGUUAAUUCCAUGAUUCUUAACACUCUGCUACGUGUGGGUUACCUCAUCCAUGUUGGCAGGCUACCGUUCCACUGAAGGGUUGUUUCUCUAAUAGAAAGCAUACCUGAGAGUGCACUCAUUUUAUUACUUUUAUAUUAAGUGUUGAUAUAAAUGGAGGGAACCAAGUCCUUUAUUUCAAUCAGUAACUGAACCUGGAACCACUUGGCAAGUUGGGGGCUCUGCCACUCACCUGUUAGUUAUCAUAGAUACUCCUCAAUUUACACCAGCCGUGAUAUCUCUUUAGCUAAUGUUUCAUCAUUUAUUGAGAUUACCACACAGUUACUGAGCAGUAUUUAACACUUGCCUCCUCUAGUGCAGAAAACAGAAUGUUAGUGAGUACGUACACUCAUUUAUGUUUGUUUACUAAUACAGUGACCCCUCGUUUAACGAACGCCUCGGUUAACGAAAUUUCGGUUAACAAACUGCCUUCCAUAAGGAUCUUCAAUUCGGUUAACGAACAAAAAUUCGGUUUACAAAUUUCUU
Molecule: messenger RNA, 2522 nt
Organism: Homarus americanus (American lobster)
Lineage: Eukaryota; Metazoa; Arthropoda; Malacostraca; Decapoda; Nephropidae
Gene: xit
Product: probable dolichyl pyrophosphate Glc1Man9GlcNAc2 alpha-1,3-glucosyltransferase
Exons: 11
Coding region: 215-1765 (516 amino acids)
Biological process (GO): protein N-linked glycosylation
Cellular component (GO): endoplasmic reticulum membrane
Molecular function (GO): dolichyl pyrophosphate Glc1Man9GlcNAc2 alpha-1,3-glucosyltransferase activity
Source: RefSeq, a predicted model, not a curated record